AUGGUUCGUGAUCUGCGGCUGACCCCGCGAGACAGCAGGGGUCCCGAGAAGGGGGCACACUCCCGGUUAGAUAGCGUUCCCUUCCCACGCGCGCUCGCAGGUGCCAGUCCCGCCUUCCCCCACACACCUCCUGCCCUGGAAUCCGGGGCGCCGGGCGAGAAGCCACCACCCCCAACCCCAUCCGCGGGAGACUGGACCCACUCCUUCCCCGAGCCAGCCCCCGGGGUCCUGAAUUUUAAGGAAGGAGCUUUGAAAUCAAACUCGCAUCUGCUCAGAGCCCGUUACUCGCCGGUCUCGCCCCUUUCUCUCUCCCCGACCCCGCCUGGCCAGCUCCGUUAUCCACCUCCCAGUCCCGUUAUCCGGCCUGCCGACCCCGUUAUCCGCCCUCACUUUGGGCCCGUAGUCCUCGCGCGCCGCAAGCCCGCCGCUGUUCCCUCCCCCCUCUCCGGCCGGAGCUCCGGGGGCCGCGGGCUGGGCAGGGCCGGAGCCGCCUCCGCGCCGCUCCCCAGGCCCGGACGGCCGCUGAAGGAGGUCCCGCUGUCAGUCAGCGGGGAAGGCCGGGCCCGGCGGCCUGAGGGGGCGGCGCCGAGGACAGGCUUGGGCCGGGAGCUGGGAGGAGGAGGCUGGCCCCCAGCCCCCGGCCCAGGCUCCCCAGGACCCGGCCCGCGCCUAGGCUGCGCCGCGCUUCGCAACGUGUCCGGCGCGCAGUACGUGGGCUCCGGCUACACCAAGGCCGUGUACCGGGUCCGUCUUCCCGGCGGCGCCGCAGUGGCGCUCAAAGCUGUGGACUUCAGCGGCCACGAUCUCGGUAGCUGCGUGCGUGAGUUCGGGGCACGGAGGGGCUGCUAUCGGCUGGCGGCCCACAAGCUGCUCAAGGAGAUGGUGCUGCUGGAGCGACUGCGGCACCCCAACGUGCUGCAGCUCUAUGGCUACUGCUACCAGGACAGCGAGGACAUCCCUGACACCCUGACCACCAUCACAGAGCUGGGGGCCCCGGUGGAAAUGAUCCAGCUGCUGCAGACGUCCUGGGAAGACCGAUUCCGAAUCUGCUUAAGCCUGGGUCGCCUCCUGCACCACCUGGCCCACUCCCCACUGGGCUCUGUCACACUGCUGGACUUCCGUCCUCGGCAGUUUGUACUGGUGGAUGGGGAACUGAAGGUGACAGACCUGGAUGAUGCCCGUGUGGAGGAGACACCGUGUACAAGCAGCACCGACUGCAUACUCGAGUUUCCAGCCCGCAACUUCACUCUGCCCUGCUCAGCCCAGGGCUGGUGCAAAGACAUGAAUGAGAAGCGGAACCUCUACAAUGCCUACAGGUUUUUCUUCACAUACCUCCUACCCCACAGUGCCCCACACUCACUCCGGCCUCUGCUGGACAGCAUCGUCAAUGCCACAGGAGAACUCACCUGGGGUGUGGACGAGACCUUGACCCAGCUGGAGAAGGUACUGCACUUGUACCGCAGUGGGCAGUACCUGCAGAACAACACUGCAGGCAGCAGAGCAGAGUACCAGUGCAUCCCGGACAGCACCGUCCCGCAAGAAAACUACCGCUGCUGGCCCUCCUACCUUCAUGGUAGUUGCCUCCUUUCAGUGUUCAGUCUGGUGGAAGCCAUGGAUAUCUGUGAGAGCCAUGCCCAGUGCCAGGCCUUUGUGGUCACCAACCAGACCACCUGGACAGGUCGGCAGCUGGUCUUCUUCAAGACAGGAUGGAGCCAAGUGGUCCCUGAUCCCAGUAAGACCACCUAUGUGAGAGCCUCUGACUGACCUCUCUGAGGGCUUAGCUGACUGACCAGCUGACCUUCCUUGCUGGCUGAGCUUGUCUGUGGAGGGAGUGACCCACAGCACUCGCUGUCACCUUGGGACCCCUUCAGACAAGGCUGACAUCCCAGACAGAC
Messenger RNA from Chrysochloris asiatica (Cape golden mole), 1895 nucleotides. It is a transcript of the gene PKDCC, whose product is annotated as protein kinase domain containing, cytoplasmic. The coding region runs from base 1 to 1764 and encodes 587 amino acids. Gene Ontology annotation, molecular function: ATP binding; non-membrane spanning protein tyrosine kinase activity. The transcript is spliced from 9 exons. The record is from RefSeq and is a predicted model, not a curated record. NCBI's taxonomy places the organism in Eukaryota, Metazoa, Chordata, Mammalia, Afrosoricida, Chrysochloridae. Gene Ontology annotation, biological process: protein phosphorylation.